UCCCCCUUCCCUUCCUUUCCUCCGGCCGCGCACCCCCUCCUCCCUCCUCUUCUCCAAUCUUCCCCCACCCGGUUGGUGGGCCCCUCCCGCCGCGACUGGCUGGGAGGCUUGGCCGCCCCCGCCCCGAGAGGGAGGCGGGGGCUCCAGACGCGGCGGUCACCCGAGGCUGCAGUGGGGAACGAGAUCCCAGGCCCCGAGGCGGCCCUUCAUCUGGACCGGGCACGCGGGGGCUGCCUCUGCACCCCCAGCCGGGGCCUGGCCUCGCCGCGGGGUGGAGGAGCCUCUUCGCCCUGAGCCGUCCUGACCACGUGGGGGGGCCCGCCUGCAGCCCUUCAUGUGCGCGCCCGGCUGACCUGCGGGUGGGCCGCGCUGGAGCCUGGGCGCCGCGGGGGCGGCGGGGUCAUGGCCUCGCUGGACCUCCCAUACCGCUGCCCCCGCUGCGGGGAGCACAAGCGCUUCCGCAGCCUGUCGUCGCUGCGGGCGCACCUGGAGUACAGUCACACGUACGAGACGCUCUACAUCCUCUCCAAGACCAACAGCAUCUGCGACGGCGCCGCCGCAGCGGCCGCAGCCGCGGCCGCCUCGGGUUUUCCGCUGUCCCCGGAGCCCGCCGCCCUGCUAGCCGUGCCCGGCGCUCGGCGCGAGGUUUUUGAGAGCACGUCCUUCCAGGGCAAGGAGCAGGUGGCCGGGCCGUCGCCCGCAGCGCCACACCUGCUGCACCACCAUCACCACCACGCGCCCCUCGCCCACUUCCCCGGCGACCUCGUGCCCGCCAGCCUGCCCUGCGACGAACUGGCUGAACCCGGCCUCGUGCCCGCCGCCGCCGCGCGCUACGCGCUGCGUGAGAUCGAGAUUCCGCUGGGGGAGCUGUUCGCCCGCAAGUCCGUGGCCUCGUCGGCUUGUUCGACGCCCCCGCCCGGGCCGGGCCCCGGGCCUGCGUCCGCCUCGCCCGCGUCCCCUUCUCCCGCCGAUGUGGCUUACGAGGAGGGUCUGGCGCGCCUCAAAAUCCGCGCGCUGGAGAAGCUGGAGGUGGACCGGCGGCUGGAGCGGCUGAGCGAGGAGGUGGAGCAGAAGAUCGCUGGCCAGGUGGGCCGGCUGCAGGCUGAGCUGGAGCGCAAGGCGGCCGAACUGGAGACUGCGCGGCAGGAGAGCGCGCGGCUGGGGCGCGAGAAGGAGGAGCUGGAGGAGCGCGCUUCCGAGCUCUCCCGCCAGGUGGACGUGAGUGUAGAGCUCCUGGCCUCCCUCAAGCAGGACCUGGUGCACAAGGAACAGGAGCUGAGCCGAAAGCAACAGGAGGUGGUGCAGAUCGACCAGUUCCUGAAGGAGACGGCAGCUCGGGAGGCCAGCGCCAAGCUGCGGCUGCAGCAGUUCAUCGAGGAGCUCCUUGAGCGGGCCGACCGUGCGGAGCGCCAGCUGCAGGUCAUCAGCAGCAGCUGUGGCAGCACGCCUAGUGCCAGCCUGGGCCACGGAGGUGGGCCCGGCGCCCGGGGCCCAGGCAGGUCGCGAGAAUACCACGCAGGCCCGGCCAUGCCUAGCACAUACGCAGUGUCACGGCAUGGCUCCUCUCCCAGCACAGGGGCCUCCAGCCGCAUUCCAGCUGCAUCCCAGAGCUCAGGCUGCUAUGACAGUGACAGUCUGGAGCUGCCCCGGCCAGAAGAGGGGGCUCCUGAGGACAGUGGCCCUGGGGGCUUGGGCGCAAGCCAAAGGGCUGCCAAUGGUGGCUCAGAGCGGGCCCAGCCCCCUCGCAGCUCAGGCCUGCGACGCCAGGCCAUCCAGAACUGGCAGCGCAGACCCCGCCGACACAGCACAGAGGGGGAGGAGGGUGACGUCUCGGACGUGGGCUCCCGAACCACCGAGUCAGAGGCUGAGGGUCCCUCAGAUGUGCCCCGCCCCGGACCUGCUGUGGCUGGGCCACCGAGCAGCUGCCGGCUCUCAGCCCGCCCUGAGGGAGGCAGCGGGCGCGGAGGUCGGCGAGCUGAGCGGGGCAGCCCCUCUCGUUCCAACGAAGUCAUCAGCCCGGAGAUCCUCAAGAUGCGAGCUGCCCUGUUCUGCAUCUUCACCUACCUGGACACACGCACAUUGCUGCAUGCUGCUGAGGUCUGCCGGGACUGGCGCUUCGUGGCCCGCCACCCCGCUGUCUGGACACGGGUGCUACUUGAGAAUGCCCGCAUCUGUUCUAAGUUCCUGGCAAUGCUGGCCCAGUGGUGCACCCAGGCCCACUCACUAACAUUGCAGAACCUGAAGCCCCGGCAGCGGGGCAAAAAGGAGAGCAAGGAGGAAUAUGCCCGGAGUACCCGGGGCUGCCUGGAAGCAGGGCUGGAGUCCCUGUUGAAGGCGGCAGGGGGGAACCUGCUGAUCCUGCGCAUCUCCCACUGUCCCAACAUUCUCACUGACCGUUCACUCUGGCUGGCCAGCUGCUACUGCCGCGCCCUGCAGGCUGUCACCUACAGGAGCGCAACAGACCCCGUGGGCCAUGAGGUCAUUUGGGCCUUGGGCGCAGGCUGCAGAGAGAUUGUCUCCCUCCAGGUGGCACCACUUCACCCCUGCCAGCAGCCCAUGCGCUUCAGUAACCGCUGCCUGCAGAUGAUCGGUCGCUGUUGGCCCCACCUCCGAGCCCUAGGGGUUGGGGGUGCUGGCUGUGGGGUUCAGGGCCUGGCAUCACUUGCGAGAAACUGCAUGCGGCUGCAGGUCCUAGAGCUGGACCAUGUGUCGGAGAUCACCCAGGAGGUGGCCGCUGAGGUUUGCCGGGAAGGCCUGAAGGGACUGGAAAUGUUGGUGCUCACAGCCACCCCUGUCACCCCCAAGGCCCUGCUGCAUUUCAACAGCAUUUGCCGGAACCUCAAGUCCAUUGUGGUCCAGAUUGGGAUUGCUGAUUAUUUCAAAGAGCCCAACAGUCCUGAGGCCCAGAAGCUGUUCGAGGACAUGGUGACAAAACUCCAGGCCCUACGACGGAGGCCCGGCUUCUCUAAGAUCCUGCACAUCAAGGUGGAAGGCAGCUGCUAACCCGGGUUGGGGGCGGCAGGGCCUCUGCCAGCCCCACACCAGGGCACUCUCUUUGGAUCUCCAGAGGGACCUUGAUUUGGAAUGGACCUUUGGAGGCCUAGUAUUAUUCCUGGCUUCCAGGGAGGGGAGGACAGUCUCCUGUCCACCUCCUGGGACAGUGGAACAACAAGCCUGAUCCUGGGCACUGCCUCUCCAUGGCAGGGGCUCAGACAGAAGCUGCCCUCUAGCCCCUACCCCACCCCCAGUUGGAGCAGCCUUCUGAGCACAGCCAGCGAAGAGCUGAGUCACUACCAGCAGCACCUGGUGUCAUUGUCCCAAGGAUCUGCAAUAACCACCCAGUGGCUCCUCAGCUACUCAGGCUGCAGGGGAGGCUUCCACUUCCUGAGGCCCAGCCUUCCAUUCAGGGGCCUCUGCUAGGCCCCCGACCAGAGGGGGCUCCACAAGGCAGCUCAGAGUUGGAAAGGAGGGCCCUUCUCCUUCCUCUGUCCCACCCCUCUGCAGGGCAACUCCUUCAGACAGCCCGCCUAGGCUUGGGUCCACAUUCUCCAGGGACAACACCCUAGGGGCCCAAAAGUAGGGGGGCAGGGUGCGGUGAGGUAAUGGGAGUGAGCUUGGAACAGCAAAAUAUUAUUCCAGAACCUCUCCACAGAAUAUUGAGACCACCCCUUCUAAAGGGGGAAAUUGCCAGGUAGAGACACUUAGAGUUCUUACUGCUAUAGGAAAGAGAAGACUCCUCUUCCCAUCCAGCACAUAUCCCAUGCCACCUGGUGACCCCCCGAACUGGCUCAGCUCAAAGGUACGUGUUUCUGUACUUCUCGGCCACUCUGAGCUUCCUCAGGGAACAGGUGCCAGCUCUGCGAGACUGCCAUGGUGAGGAGCAGUUCUGUCCUCAAGGAGUGUCAUCCUAAUCCAGUGCUUGGGCAGGAAUCUGAUGGCCUUUGGGUCUAAGACUGUGGGAGGGAGUUAUGGGGCUGCCCUCUGGGUUGGGGCCUGGAGGAGGCCAGGACGAGAGUGGUUGGCUUUGCUCCCUUGUCCAACCAGCUUGCUUGACGAUGUGGCCUUGGUAGGGAGCGAAAUUCAUGUGGCCAAGAGCCAGGAAGAGCACCCUCACCACACUCACCCCUCUCCCCUGUCUCUGCUGGCUGAGGACUGUGUUGGGGUCUUGUCUCUUGGGGGUGUUGCUGGGGUCUGAGCCAGAGCCACUUGGCCUAAAAACCACAGAUGCAAAUGGGGGAUUUUCAGUAACUCUGAUAUGGUUCCCACAGGACCAGGUCCCAGCACCAAGGCUCCAAAGACUCAGGUCUCACCAGUUCCUCCUCUCACGACUCUCACAAUGGUGCAGAGGCCAUGGGUCCUGCCAAACUUCAUUUCAAAGAUUCAACAACCAUAACCUAGAUCCACUUUAGGGCUUCCUUCUCUCCUGUACAGGACCAGAUCUCUGCCCUAACCAUUAGGCUGCUGGUCAUGGUAGGGACUGGGCAUCUCUAGCUUCUCAGUACUUUCCAGGGACCCAACUUCCUGCCACAACCUGGCUUGGACAUCAAGACCCAGUCCCGCAAUAAGUCCUCCAGAGCUGGGGCCCCACAGGCUCAGCAGUGCCCCCAGCUGUGUCCCAGCUUUUCAUAGUUGAUGACUUUUGCUUCUGUGGCUUCUACUGGCCCUGGUCUUUGAAGACCCCAGAUAGCAAGGGUGUCAUGGUGGCAACUCCCUGUCCAGUCCUGCAUGAAGCCUUGGCUGUGUGGCAUUCCCCACCCCAGAGCAACUCGCUCCACUGGCUCCCACCUCCCUGGCCCUGUCCCCAAGAGUCAUGGGAAGGAGAAGCACAACUUUUCCCCGAACUCCAGGGGCCUGCAAUGGAGGUGGAGGGCCAGUCAAGACCUGGCCAUCCUUUAUGUGUCUGUCCUGUCUGCCAACUGCACUCUCUGUAGCCCCUGCUCCCCGCAACCCCAGGACCAGAGGCACUGCCCUUUCUGUCUCCUGGACAAAGCACAAAGGGAUGCCCUGCCAGGCCUGAGCUUGCCCUACUGAGGGACUUUCUCUGCCCCAGGAAGCCUCCAGCCCUGAGGGCAAGGCUCCAGGCAGUUCCUCCCUUGGUGAGUGUCACUGGAGUGCCUGGCAUCAGUCCUGGCAAAGGAGGUCAGGGUGCACAGGCAGGUAGCUACAGUGGGAGAAAGGUGGUGGUAAAAGACUAGUUGUAUGGGUAAGGUCAUUCAUUCAUUCAUGAAUGCAGCCGUGCUGAGCACCAUCAGCCCAGGGGACACAAGAGGGAACAGGACCCCUUUCUCCUGCUGGUGGGAAAUUUGCCUCUCACAGGAUUGGCUUUUGCCAAGAAACCCCCAGGUGCCCCGCUCUAAAUUUUCCAUCUAAGUAUGUGAAGGAUGUGUGGAGUGCAUUCUAUACAGGCCCAAGGCCCUGCCAACAGGAACGCUGGGUGUCUCAUUGCACACCUGGCCCCAGGGCUGACAGACGUGUGCGCACAAGCCUUCAUGCAUGCCCUGGGAAGCGGUGGGUUUGCAGGCACCCUGCCAGCAGCUCAAUGCUAUUUGUUGCUUCUCAGGGGCAUAAGCCUUGCCACGGAGUGAGGAGCUUUUAUUUGCUGGGAUACUUUAUCCACUUUCCUGAUAACCACACAGCUAGGGCUGAAGAUGCGAUACGGAGAUGGCAGGCCUGGCUAUCCCUGCAGUGCCGAACCCUUCACUCACCCAAAGGAGCCCUCCUCCACAUCUCACACCCAGUAAGGUGCAAAGAAGAGUAUCUGAGACCGCAAACCAAGGCAGGACUGCUCCCAUAGGCGGUGGCCUCUUGUCACUGCUGUCCCCCACCUGCUGUACAGCUGGGUCCCAGCACCCAGAGGCUUGGUUUACUUGGCUUGAGUACUUCAUCAGGCUUUAUUCAGACUGCCUCCCCACAGCACUGGCAGAGAACAAAGGAGAUGCUAUGUACAUCUGGAUCCCCAGAGAGGGAGUGGGCUGCCCAGAACCACGGCUUUCUACUGGUUAGGAGAGACCACCUAAGGACCGAGGCAGCUCAUGUUCUCUUAUCUCAUGAGAGUGGAGUUUGGGCCAACCCCUCCCUCAGGAAUUGCUUCAAAAAA
Messenger RNA from Manis javanica (Malayan pangolin), 6097 nucleotides. RefSeq names its product F-box protein 41 (gene FBXO41). Lineage: Eukaryota; Metazoa; Chordata; Mammalia; Pholidota; Manidae. The record is from RefSeq and is a predicted model, not a curated record. Gene Ontology annotation, molecular function: protein binding.